AUGCAGGUGGUAGGAUACCCUCGGGUUACGGGAGAGAAACCAUCCAAAGACAAGUCCAUGAUGCGCUGGGAAGAGCAAACCGUGCUUGAUCGGACGUUACGAGUGCAGACCAAUGGCCAUCCGAGUCACUCUGUACGACACUCGACCCGGCCUUCGUUUUUUCGUACCAAGUCUUCGGAGAAUGAAUCGAAUACCCUCUUUCUCGAACGUGGCAUCCAUGACUUUGAGUUUCAUUUCAUUAUCCCUGCUUGGAUUGCGCCAUAUGAGCGUUGCAAAUACGGUCGUACGCGAUACACCCUUACAGCCACAGCGGUCGGUGCCGGUCGGCAUGGCUCAAAUGUGUCAGCCACCCGCGAUGUCAUUGUUGUCCAGCAACAAACGCCGGACAAUGGUCCGAUGCCAAUGGAUAUGCUGUACAACGACAUCCAUGAGGCGCUCCAGUACCUGACUGUGGCUAUCACAACACCCUCAUUGUCGGUGGCAGGUAUUCUCACGUUGUCCCUUGUCCACCCCAAUCCCCCACCCAAUCUAAAUGUUCUGUUGAUUCGCUUAUUUGUGGAACAAAAAUACGAACUACACAGAAAAGAUACCCAUGAAUGGGUUUCCGUGCCGAAGGACAAAUACCGAGUAUGGGAACUGGGUGUAGCACCGCCUCAGCACCCUGAAAUUAACAAUGGAAAGUACUGGGCGCAAGGUAUUCUCACAGCGGAAGGUGUGCAGCCUGGCACGCGACUCGGUGCAGCUGCGCGACACGUACCGGAUGUAGUCCAGCCGCUGAAUGUCUUGACCGAGAAGGGGGAGACGCUACAUGGCUAUCGAAUCAAAGCUGUUGCUCGAUUGCCUGACGACAAUCGACUGCGUCCAUCGACAGCGAAGGGAACACGAACCAACAUCCGGAUCUCCCACGAGAUUGGAUUGGAGAUUCUGUUCUCGCGCGUUGACGUACUCGAUGACAAGUACGGCUUGCCGAAGCCCCAAGUGUUCUCAAUGUCCAAAUCCGUCUCGAUACCCUCGUGUGAAUGCACGUUCGACUCCAUCCAUUUGCCGCCAUACUCACAGCUUUCACCGUAUACACCUCACACGCCACAUACGCCGGAGUCGUCCUCUCCAACCACAUCACGGCUUCCUACGGUUCCGCGUAACUCGUCUCUCCUUGGCACGGAUACGGAAUGGAACAAGUUGAUCCACUCGCUCUCUUCGCUUUCUACUCACCCAAAACGUUCCACCAUUCCCUCUCGUGGACCCGACCGUGAGCCAUCACCGCCGUUACGUUUAGGUCUUCGUACGGCGACAGCCUCCCGAGCGCCAUCCCGCCCCGGGUCACCCAGUGCCGACAUGUCGGGGUACAAAACGCCAGUGAUACCUGUGUGGCGUCCCAAUGAUGCCACUGUCACAUCUGCGCCGGGCUUUCGUCUGCGUAACACGGAUCGAUCGGCGCCUCGUAGUCUACCCGAAGGGUCACCAUGGGCCAUUACGCACAUGCCUCCGCGUACCGGUGAGUCGCAUGAGACGUGUGUGUGUGGCAUGUCCCUGGAAAAGCUCAUUCAGGCCGAAGAACGACUGCUGGAAGGUGUGCCUACGGCGCCAGGUGCGUGGGUGGAUUCAUCGGACCCCAACUCAGAGCCACCACCAUGGAUGAUGAGCUCCCGCCCGACGUCGCCUACCCAUGAUUGGAUGAUGACCUAUUCACAGGCUGGCACAGGGUCGCACGAGGCGACGAGUACGAAAGGAAAUGAAUAG
Messenger RNA from Malassezia pachydermatis, 1740 nucleotides. RefSeq lists its product as hypothetical. The record is from RefSeq and is a predicted model, not a curated record. The coding region runs from base 1 to 1740 and encodes 579 amino acids. NCBI's taxonomy places the organism in Eukaryota, Fungi, Basidiomycota, Malasseziomycetes, Malasseziales, Malasseziaceae. The transcript has a single exon.